Molecule: messenger RNA, 1341 nt
Organism: Paramuricea clavata
Lineage: Eukaryota; Metazoa; Cnidaria; Anthozoa; Malacalcyonacea; Plexauridae
Source: the annotation of a GenBank genome assembly
AUGGCAAUUGCAACGGAAAUAAGGGAAAGUAUUGAAUUUAUUGCUCAUGUAAAGGAGAAAGCUGUUUUACGCUCAUUUGGUGUUACAGUUGAAAGUGACAGUGAUGAUGCGUAUGAAUCAGAGGAAAGCUGUUCAGAUGCAGAAUACAUCAGUGAGACAGAUGUUAGGGAAACCUGUAGUGAUUCGAAUCAGGACAGCCUAUUAACUACCAGGGAAUUGGCGACUGGCACAUCGUACAACAACAAGGUGUGUGAUAGCCAAGGGAGAAAAGCCCAUGAAUCCAUCUUCGUCUAUCUGAAGAUCCUGAUACAUAUAAGCAUGUGUCAGGUUUAGGAGUAACAUAAGGAUUUUCAUAAAAAUAAGGAUUUUCAACUAAAAAAACAAAAAUUUCAAAAUUUUCUGUGGGCUUUGCACCCUUACCCUCAUUAGCAACUGUGCCCCCAAACACCUGCUGCAUCUUGUUUGGCGGUAUCACAUACCCUCUCGCUCACACCCCGUAAAUUUUUGGUACACCCCCUCCCAAUAAAAAUCUGUCUACGUUUUUACUAUAGUAUAUUAAUGAACAACAAAGACUAUCAAUUAAUUCUUACAUUAGAAAUACCAAUACCUUUUAACCAUAAUGGGAAAAUGUCCUGGUAAUAGUUCUUGUUCCCAAACUUAUUUCAGACCCGUGAAAUGGUAAAAUUGUUAUACCUGUGAUUUUUAUUAUUCAGGUCUGAAUCGCCAACUCAAGCAUUUGUAGCAACCAUCCUAUGGCUUUACAGAAAAUUUAAAGGGAUGAAGAAUGAGUUCUCUGAUGAUGACAUCAGGCAGGCAAUGUCAUCAAUUUGCCAUGCUUAUGACAACAUGUGUCACAUGGAUAGCCUGAAAAUUGCCAAAAGAGACUUUCCCUUGCCCAAACCAUUUGAUGAAUGCUGGACGAUGAUAUCAAAAGUGAUUGAUAGGCUCUGUUUAAGAAAUCAUGUGGAUCCUAAGUGUGAAAGAAUGUACAAUGCUGAUGAAAAAGUCCCACCACAAUUUAAAACCAUGGCAUGUGAACAGACCUUCAUUUGGGCCAGUCGUUUUAAGAAAGUUAUGUGUGCUAUGCCACAUGUUCGUCAGUUUUUUUUCCUUCACAGGUUGGUUAAUUAUGUUCAUUUAAAAAUUAAUUAUUGGAAAAUGCUACUGCUGUAUGACAGUAACACUUUCCCCCCCAUCUGUUACAAGUGUAUAUGAACCCAUUUUAAUAAUUAUUUUUGUCAUUGCAGGUUGGUUAAGUACCGGAAUAGGUACACAGAAAAAUACCACCGCUUAGAGAAAGUGCCAAUUCUUCCCAAAAUUGGAAAAUCCAAGGAAAAUUAA